This is a messenger RNA of Durusdinium trenchii, 1731 nucleotides long. The record is from the annotation of a GenBank genome assembly. NCBI's taxonomy places the organism in Eukaryota, Dinophyceae, Suessiales, Symbiodiniaceae.
AUGGAUGUGAGACUUUUCUUGGUGCUCUCCUUGCUCUUCGAAGUGCUUUGCGGGGCCAAGCUGGCCUAUAGCAUAGCAAAGGCACGUCAUGCCUCUGGUUUUAUCUCUAGAUUAAGCCGGCUAAGCCGGUGUUUCUCUUGGAUUUGCCAUUGGGUUGGAAUGUUGCGAUCUUUGCUUUGGGGUGAGAAAACAAUGAUAGACAAUGAAGUUGCUUCCUUGCGCCUUGCCUGGUCCCACAAAUUUCUUUGUGUGUACGCUUUCUGCACAACCUGCUCAAUAGUGUCGAUCCAAUACAACAUGGUACUGGGCCGUGCCCGCUGGAUGUCGCCAAUUGCCACGUGGAGUAGCCUCGUACUGCAAGCAGGUUUUACUGUGUACUUGCUUUGUCCAAAUCUCGUGGACAAAAGCACUUUGAAUGGACUCUACUUCCUGGGAAUGCUGAUGGCAGGGAGUUUCCUUUCGCCGUGGCACUCUGAGUCAGAUCAGCUCCUGGACGUUGCACUCAUCAUCUUCAUUUUUGCCCGCCUGCCACUCAUUCUGCUUUGUACACGCCCCUUUAUAGUGCUUUUUUGCAACUUAUGCUUGCUCACUGCAACCGUGUACAGAGCAUACACAGACGAUGAAGUAGAACUGGAGGGAAGCCUUGGGUCGGCCUAUCAUGUGCUCUGGGUCGAAGCGGGCACUUGCAUAAUCACGUUAGUUUCCAGCAUAGCUUUGCAACAGAUGUUGAUUCACAAAGUGGAAUUGAAGAUUCAAAGUGACAAUGCAGCAACGCAGUUCGGUGCGGCCUCAUCUCUUUUGACCCUGAUGUGUGAUGCAGUGGUAGAACUGGAUAGUAACUUUUGCCUUACGGAGCAUUCCAGUGCUUUGGCCGCCAUGCUUCUCAAAUCCAACAACAUUUCAGGUGCCAGCUUGCUGAGUUUCAUGCCAUCAGAGGACGCAGAGCGUGCCUUGCGACACUUGCAACAUUUCGGUGCACAAUUUUCCACCGUGAAACGCUCCAGACCUACACCUGUACAGCCAGCACAUGCUUUCCACACGCACAUGGUGGACAGUUGCGCCACCAGGCUCUCCACCGAAGUCUUUCAAGUCAAGUAUACCAAAGCAGACGGGCAGCAGUGUCAUUUGGUGGGCCUCCGAGAAUUCUCAGACAAGACUGCAGGUGUAGACUCGUUCAACGAAGAGUUGUUGACAAUCAAGCGCAGUGGCAGCAUGCAUUCCUCCUCUUCAGUCGAGGAUCGAAGCCAAGCUGAUGGAGUCGCAGAGGUGAAGGAUGAGAAUGAGAGGUCGCAGAAAUUAGAUGACAAGAAAGUAACUCUCGACAUUGAAAUGGAUGGGAUGACAGUUGACAGUGCGUCUGCACCAGUUGCAGGCUGUGUUGGAAUGCGAGUCACCCAGCUAUUUCCGGUUCCCCACACCAUCCAUCUUCUCGAACGACUUCGCAAGGAAGCUGUGAUGCUGCAGUCUCACGGUCAAAGUCUACGAGGCACUACGUACACAUUUAAUGACAUGCCGGUUCGCUUGGCCCUAGAUGGUUCGCUUGACAGCAUUUCGGGCACGAUGAAGGUGACAGGGACCACGUUUGGCCCACAUGUCAUCAUGUCUUUUACCAGGCCAGCGAGCGAAGAACAUCAAUUUAUGCCAGUAACACUCGUGCAAUCUCACUCAGAAUCCUCCGGAUCGUCGCAAGACGAUGGGUCCAUCCCAUCUGCCACAUCAAUCAGGAUUUGA